CUAACGAUGCUUGCUACGACGAAAAUUGUAUUCCCUCCCCCACCACCGACGACGAACAGCCUAUCGUCCCUCGAGCGAUCUCGGCUCCUCCGCAAGACGAAGAAACUCGAGCGCGUAUUAGGUUCCGCGCCUCAUUUCAUCGAUGAUCCUUUGGUCCUCGAUCUUCCAUUCACCACGGAUUUUGAGUCAAUCUCCUCGAGACCGUCAACGUCGUCACGAAGCAGCGUGGACUCUUCGCGUUCGUUGUAUCGGGUGACGUCCAUUGACAGGCCGCGGUCGCGGUCCAUGCCAUCUCGGCGGUUGAGCGUCGAGGAACCAUGGCCAAGUUCGAAGCCACCGCUUAUGAAGCUGUCAAAGUCCCCAGGGUUUCUGCCCAGCAUACCAGCGUCACCUCUCGCUGCAGACUCGUUCUCCCCAGCAGCUAUGACCCCUCCAGACUCUCCGACGACCCCAGAGUUCAUGAUUCCGACUAACAACAGCCUGCGUCGUCAGAAAAUGGACCGGUUGCGGAGGAAACUCGGUGACGGUGUCCCCGUGGACCUUGUUUUUCCCAAGCAAAGGGAGAGUGUCGUGGUUCAGGCCCAGGUGCACAAGUUCACCCCGGUGAUGCUUUCACCUCCGCCUGUGUCUUCCAAACCCCUUCCGUCGCGGGACUCUAUAUCUUAUCCUUCUCCUCAUCGUGCGGUGCGUAAGGUGAAGCGUAAGCCCGUACCGCCUUUCGAUCCUUCCGAACUAGAAGCUCUCACUCCGUCGCCCCCCGUCGAGACCCGACGAAGGACUUUGAGUUUGAGCUCGAGUUCCUCGGAGUGUAACUCACCUGCAUCCGAGUAUUCGGAAAAGAGCUUCCUGUGGGAUAUACCUGAAGAGUCAGCAGGACAUCCGCGAUGCUUCUGGACUGGCGCAAAACGGGGUCGCAAGGAGGACUUGGAGUGGCUGGAAGUCACGUACUCCAAAGAAUUGGGGUUGACCGUAUCUUCGCCCCCCUGAUUCACGCUAGGAUCAGACAAUCUUCGUUUCUAUUCGCCGUUAGUAUGCACUUGUUUUUGCUGCUCGCUUGUCUGCUUUAAUCUACGCGUCUAAUUUUUUGAUAACUACUUAGUAGUACAUCUCGAUGAUGUAUUCUUCUGCUGCUGAUCGACGCCAUGCUUUAUCUUACUACUCAUUACAAUAGCCUCAUACUCGUAGUUUAAUGGUUACAUUGUACGAGUACAAGACUAUGACUACUUAGUGGACCAUGAAUACUGAAGCUAGAGGUCUGGAUCGCCAUCAAGCUCGCAACGAAUUACUAAUGAAUCGACGCCUCUUUAG
Guyanagaster necrorhizus is the source of this 1308-nucleotide messenger RNA. RefSeq lists its product as uncharacterized. The coding region runs from base 343 to 987 and encodes 214 amino acids. The transcript is spliced from 2 exons. NCBI's taxonomy places the organism in Eukaryota, Fungi, Basidiomycota, Agaricomycetes, Agaricales, Physalacriaceae. The record is from RefSeq and is a predicted model, not a curated record.